This is a messenger RNA of Eutrema salsugineum, 285 nucleotides long. Its product is annotated as defensin-like protein 206. Lineage: Eukaryota; Viridiplantae; Streptophyta; Magnoliopsida; Brassicales; Brassicaceae. The record is from RefSeq and is a predicted model, not a curated record. The coding region runs from base 1 to 285 and encodes 94 amino acids. The transcript is spliced from 2 exons.
AUGGCAAAGAACCUCAACUCCAUCAGCUUCACCGUUCUCUUGCUUGUCCUCGUGAUAGCUUCAACCGGAUUCCUCAAGAGCGAGGCUGCAGGCUGCGGUACUAACCCCUGCACUAGCACCGCUCAAAUUGCGUUCCUGGACGAGUGCCCGGAUGCGCACGGAAAGACCAAUGCUGAAUGCUGCACCUGUUGUAAAAACAAAUACGGGAGUCCUCCAGUCUGCUGGGCGGCUGUUGAGGGAAGCGACAUUCCCAAGCAUUGCCAUUGCUACAAAAGGAUCAUCUGA